Schistocerca serialis cubense is the source of this 1593-nucleotide messenger RNA. RefSeq lists its product as uncharacterized. Bases 227 to 769 code for a protein of 180 amino acids. The transcript has 3 exons. NCBI's taxonomy places the organism in Eukaryota, Metazoa, Arthropoda, Insecta, Orthoptera, Acrididae. Gene Ontology annotation, cellular component: glucosidase II complex. Gene Ontology annotation, biological process: N-glycan processing. Gene Ontology annotation, molecular function: protein binding. The record is from RefSeq and is a predicted model, not a curated record.
GAAAUAGUCUGCAUUAGUUGAAACCUUUCGGUGCCAACUGUUCGAGAAGUUAGUUGCGUGUCAAUUGCAGAAGCAGACAGCUGUGAAAGUUUGUAAUUAAAUACAGACUAAAGUAAAUUAAUUACAUGCUUUCAAGAUCAGAAUCUGCUGAAAAUAUACAAUGUUAUACCUUGAACUUGGGCUGACAUGAACGAAUUGUGUAUAAAUUCACAGAAACGCCGCUGCAAUGAAAUCACGUGGACUCGACUAUUGGAAAAGACAGUUCCUCAAAAAGCGAUUCAAAUACACGGUUGUUUUCGUGUGUUUAGUCGGUAUACUCUUCUUAUGCUUUCAAAUGCUAUCACUUACUGCCAUCACACAUGGUAACGUGGAAAGAUUAAUCCGGCAUUUAAAAGUAAACGUUAGGGGAAUACAUCCAAAUUAUGCGUACAAAUAUGUACCAAAUUCCAAAGGAAACUUUGUAUGCCACAGUUCGAAACAAGAAAUAGAUUUUCGGCUCGUGAAUGAUAAUUACUGUGACUGUCCAGCAGACGGAAGCGACGAACCAGGAACAAACGCGUGCAAGAAUGCUGUGUUUCAUUGUGAAGCUGAGGCUAGUCUCUCAAAAAGUGUUCCAUCAAACCAGGUAAAUGAUGGUAUUUGUGACUGCUGUGAUGGGUCAGAUGAAUGGGCACAAAUCUUUUUUCCAUACAGGAUAAGUGAGGAACUCCAGAUGAAGCUUGGAAGAUACCACUCUCCAUGUCCAAAUCUUUGCCCAGAUGAUGUGUGAUGAAUUUAUGUUUACUUAAAUGUUGUUCCUGCCUCUGUGUGUACUUAAAACAGUUUUUAAGAACCUGAUCUCAGACAUUAGAGACCGAAUAUGUGCCUUAAUUUCACAAAACUGAAAAAAUUGGUUAUCAGCAUUUCAGCAGCUAUUUUAUUUUAAAAGGAGAUGAUGUUUUAGAAAAUAUGCAUACAACAUUCCUGGAAGGAAUUUAUACUCUAUGGGCACAGUAGGGAAGAAGACCCAGAUACAUAACAGACAUACUGUGUAAUAUAGCAAACAAAUAUUAAGUUGCUUUAAAUAUGCACUGGCAAUUUUUCAAAAAUGUCAGUUUCUUAAUGCUAAAAUUCAUACUUAAAGAGAAAGAAAUGAACAAAAAUUGCAUAACAGAAACCACAUUCCGUUUCAUUUGAACCAUCUAAAUACCUAGAAUAGUGCUGUUUUUAAAAGUUCAUUUUGAUAUUCUUUACUGUAGAAGUUAAUAUGUGCAUUCUGUAUCUCCCACACCCCACCCCUCUUCUCAUAAAUUUUCUCAAUUUAGCCACUUUAUAUGUCAUAUCAGUAGACUUCCAGUUUACAUAGUAUUUAUAAAGCCUGAAAAACAUAUAUUACCUUUGUGUAACUAGAAUGCAGAUCGAUACCGUCCAACGCGUAGGGUGCCACAAUCGUAAAGGCACUUUUUAUUUUGCGAGAACUUCAGUGUUAGGUUUUCUUAAAAUAAAGACCCUUCGGUAGUAUUAUUACAGCUUAAAGCAAAAACAAUUGUAAUACUGCAAGGGACUCUGUCACAUAUUUGUAAUGUGUAUCUGUAAAAUAAAAUUAUUCUUGAA